CGGUAGAAACCUGGCAACCCUGAAAGCUGCGAAAAAUAAGGCUGGUAAAAAAACACAAAAAGAAUAUGGAUGCAACUUCAGUAAUUACGGGAGAUGUGGAUAAAACACAGAUACCGCCGCUGAAUCAGAAGCGCAUCCUGGCCUUCGUCAAUCACUUCCUCGUCAGCACUUGCACCUUCCUAAAUGAAUUUGCCCUGGGCUGUGAGACAAAGUUUGUGGAGAUGGAGCGGCAACUACAAAAGACGGAGGCCGCCCUCAUCAUCCUGGAGGCCAAGCUGGCGUCCAUACCCACCGAACACCAUGUAGCGGACGAACCAUCCAGGAUCCCAGAGCCAUCCGAGGAACUCAACGAACCAGCUCCAAUACUAGACUCUAAGGUGCCAUCCGCAGACAGCCAACCCGAACCGGAAGAUCCGCCUGAAUGCGUCGGAGUGCGUGCUUGCGAUGAUCUGCGCUACAGGAAGUUCUUUAAAAUGGUUCAAGUGGGAGUCCCCGCGCCGGCGGUCAAGCAGAAAAUGAAAUCAGAAGGCCUGGAGCCACGAAUUUUGGAUACGCCCAAUCUGAUCCUGGCAGACGGACUGCGUGAGUGAACGACUGGUAGAAGACCAAACCCACUUUGUGAUAUAGCAACUUUUGCUACACUCUUCAAUUAAACAUUUUGUAAGGCUUACGUCUACAA
Drosophila subpulchrella is the source of this 679-nucleotide messenger RNA. It is a transcript of the gene CCDC53, whose product is annotated as WASH complex subunit 3. The coding region runs from base 66 to 590 and encodes 174 amino acids. Gene Ontology annotation, cellular component: WASH complex. Gene Ontology annotation, biological process: actin filament polymerization; exocytosis. Lineage: Eukaryota; Metazoa; Arthropoda; Insecta; Diptera; Drosophilidae. The record is from RefSeq and is a predicted model, not a curated record. The transcript is spliced from 3 exons.